Messenger RNA from Pipistrellus nathusii (Nathusius's pipistrelle), 420 nucleotides. NCBI's taxonomy places the organism in Eukaryota, Metazoa, Chordata, Mammalia, Chiroptera, Vespertilionidae. The record is from the annotation of a GenBank genome assembly.
AUGUCGUGGACCGGCCUUCUCCGGGGCCUCAACCUGUCCCUGAGUUACAGCCUAGCCCAGGUCCCCCAGCUCUGGGCCACCCGCCCCAUGGCCACCCUGAAUCAGAUGCACCGUCGGGGUCCUCCGAAGUGGCCGCCUCGAAAGCUGGGUCCCACAGAAGGCCGGCCGCAGCUGAAGGGCGUGGUGCUACGCACAUUCAUUCGUAAGCCCAAGAAGCCCAACUCGGCCAACCGCAAGUGCUGCCGCGUGCGGCUCAGCACCGGCCGAGAGGCGGUCUGCUUCAUCCCGGGAGAGGGCCACACCCUGCAGGAGCACCACAUUGUGCUGGUACAAGGCGGGCGCACCCAGGACCUGCCCGGUGUCAAGCUCAAGGUUGUGCGUGGCAAGUACGACUGUGGCCAUGUGCAGAAGAAGAAGUGA